Messenger RNA from Trichoderma breve, 1071 nucleotides. RefSeq names its product RAI1 like PD-(D/E)XK nuclease domain-containing protein. Gene Ontology annotation, molecular function: mRNA 5'-diphosphatase activity. Gene Ontology annotation, biological process: NAD-cap decapping; nuclear-transcribed mRNA catabolic process. Bases 1 to 1071 code for a protein of 356 amino acids. Gene Ontology annotation, cellular component: nucleus; cytosol. Lineage: Eukaryota; Fungi; Ascomycota; Sordariomycetes; Hypocreales; Hypocreaceae. The record is from RefSeq and is a predicted model, not a curated record. The transcript is spliced from 8 exons.
AUGGCCUCCGACUUCUCGAUACAGCCGAUAGGGCGGUUUGUAGGAGCCAGUCAACCCGUCAAGAGACCAAAGGAAUUCUCUUGCUUUUCUUUUGAUGAGAAUCAUGAAUUUCGCCCUGACGAUUCGUCAGUGAAGUAUUACUAUCCUCCACAGCUUGGGGCAGACUUAUCCUUAGGGUUUAAUACCUUUGUGAAACACGAUGAUUCCCAGGAUGAGCAUCUCGACAGUUUACUAAAAGCCAUUGUAUUACACGAGAAAGAGACUGGAGUCAAGAUAGAUGCGAAUGUAGUCACAUGGAGAGGCAUGAUGACCAAGAUGUUGGCUGCGCCGUUUGAGCAAUAUGAUGGCUUCGAAAUGAAUGCAACAUUAUACCAGAAUGAGGAUCGCGGGAAACCUAGAAGGGGACCCCCUCUUGAUGUUAUGCAAUUUUGGGGAUACAAGUUUGAAACCUUGUCAACGCUUCCUGCUCCAUGGGCAGAGACAUCGAGAGAGUUUAUUGAAAACAGAGAUAAACACAUUGUCAAUAACAAGGAGCAAUACUGCUCCGUUGUACGGACUGGCAUCGGUAAGGCUGUGCUCUGUCUAGGAGGAGAAGUCGAUGCUAUAUGGGACAGCAAGCCCCAAGAGAAAGGAAAACCCAUCAACUGGGUUGAGCUUAAGACAAGCGCCGAGAUCCGCCACGGCGGCGAUAUUGAAAAAUUCCACCGCAAGCUCAUGAAGUACUGGAUCCAGUCAUUUCUCCUGGGCGUCCCAAAGAUUAUCGUGGGCUUCCGCACGCAGGACGGCAUCCUCGUCGACAUCAAGGAGAUUGAGACGCAGCAGAUCCCGCAGACGGUAAACGCGCGCCCGAACCCCGCCUGGAACGCAGAUAUAUGUGUGAAUUUUGCGGCCGCUUUCCUAGAGUGGCUCAUGCAAGUCGUGAAUGAUGAAGGGGUCUGGAGAAUAUCUCGACGGGCCCAUUCGCCCGUCAUUGAGGUUUACAAGGCAGAAGAAACAGGACAUGGCGAUAUCCUGACAGACGAGUUUAAAGACUGGAGAAUCAAGCUGGCCCUGGGCGCAAGUGAAUCGUAA